UGUCCGAACGUCUCAAAAAAAAAAACAAAUUAAAAAACCCCAAAAAAGAAAAGAAAAGGGAAAAAAACCAACAAUAAAACCUCCAAUUGAAGAAGGAGAAGGAUGAGCAGUUGGAGGUAAUAAUGGCCGCAACGAAAGAAGAAACCAAGAAUAAUACCUCCGCAUCAUCAGGGGUGAAUGAGAAAGAUGUGAAGUACGCAAUUUACCAGUUCUCGACGAGCGGAGCGGCUGUUGCUGUUGCCACCUCCUGCACUCAUCCUCUGGAUGUUCUGAAAGUUAGACUUCAGAUGCAACUUGCUGGCCAGAGAGGUCCUUUGAUAGGAAUGGGAGAAACUUUUGUGCGGCUAGUAAAAGUUGAAGGGCCUGGGGCACUAUAUCUUGGACUUGCACCAGCACUAGCUAGGUCUGUUCUUUAUGGAGGUCUCCGUUUAGGCUUAUAUGAACCUUGCAAGUAUAUAUGUGAUUGGAUGUUUGAUUCGACUAAUAUCAUUGUGAAAAUUGCAUCUGGUGCAUUUUCUGGUGCUUUUGCUACUGCAUUAACCAAUCCAACAGAAGUUUUGAAGGUAAGGUUACAAAUGAACUCGAACUCUGGAAGGGGGCCUAUCAGAGAGAUUCAGCAAAUGAUAGCAAAAGAUGGGAUAGGAUCAUUCUGGAAAGGGGUUGGCCCUGCAAUGGCUAGAGCAAGUACUCUGACCGCAUCACAAUUAGCCACAUAUGAUGAAACCAAGCAGGCCUUGCUGAAGUGGACGCCUCUUGAAGAAGGUUUUCAUCUGCAUCUCAUCUCGAGUGGCGUUGCCGGAACUGUUGGGACACUUGUAACUGCACCUGUGGAUAUUGUUAAAACCCGUCUUAUGCUGCAGCAAAGAGGCAAAGGCUACAAAAGUGGAUUUCACUCUGCAUAUCAGGUUGCGUGUACAGAAGGCAUCAGAGCACUUUACAAGGGAGGUUUUGCAACAUUUGCAAGAUUGGGACCCCAGACGGCUAUCACAUUUCUUGUCUGCGAGAAGCUGAGAGAGCUUGCUGGAAUGCAUGCGAUCUAAUUUCUUCAAUUUUGCGUUCUUAGAUUCAAUGAGGUGCUUUGAGGAAUUCACCCAUCGGUUCAAGAGUCAACAAGAAUGGAUAGAUUCUAACAUACUUGCAAAAUUCAUCAUCAUUAUUAUUAUUGUCCUCAACGGAGGAUUCAUUUUGAUUUUUUUUUGGCAAUGAAUAAGAUGGAUAACUUCCAUCUCCCUCACAUUCAAUUUGUAGAUUAUGUCACUUGACUGAACAUGUAGAUUGACAUAAAAUUCUCCCAUUUUGUUGAUUGUAGUGAUAUAUUAUUUAUAUUGAAACACCGCAGUUUGAAUAUUUGUAAUCAAGCUAGUUAUAUCAAUGGAAUUUUUUUUAUAUAA
Molecule: messenger RNA, 1391 nt
Organism: Asparagus officinalis (garden asparagus)
Lineage: Eukaryota; Viridiplantae; Streptophyta; Magnoliopsida; Asparagales; Asparagaceae
Product: mitochondrial substrate carrier family protein ucpB
Exons: 9
Coding region: 123-1040 (305 amino acids)
Source: RefSeq, a predicted model, not a curated record